Molecule: messenger RNA, 810 nt
Organism: Penicillium brasilianum
Lineage: Eukaryota; Fungi; Ascomycota; Eurotiomycetes; Eurotiales; Aspergillaceae
Source: the annotation of a GenBank genome assembly
AUGAGCCAUCUCACACAAAAAGACGAAACCGUCCUUCGGGGAGCCCAGCAUACUGAGUUCAGUUUUGGUGAUUUUGACCAUUCCAACAUCCCGUUGGAGGAAAAAAGAUGGCCGGUCAUCAUAAUUGGUUCCAGCAUGGUGGGAAUGACCCUAAGCAUUCUGCUGGGGUACUAUGGUAUUGAAUCCAUUUCCUUCGAUCGACAUCCCUCGACGGCGACGCAUCCUCGCGCCGCACUGUUUUUAUUAAGAACAAUGGAGAUUUUUAGGCAUUUGGGCUUGGAUGGUGAAAUGGAAACCGAGAGCGCAUCAGACUUCGACUUGAACGCGGGAAUGCUAAUCGUCGACAAACUCAUUGGAGGGAAAGUUCUUACUAGAAUGCAGGAAGCGGACCUCGCUCGAACUGCCAAGUUUACACCAUCCAAGCGUCUGUGGUUGACUCAAAAUAUGUUCGAGCCGUUGCUUCGUCGUGAGGCGCAUCGUUUCGGGGCAGAGCAAUGUUUUGGAACCCGGGUCGUGCACUACGAGGAGCAGGAAGACGGAGUGAUUGUUGUUUGUCAAGAUAUGAAGUCAGAGAAACAUAUCAAGUACAAGACACAGUACCUGGUGGCCUGCGAUGGAAAUCGGAGUGCCACCCGGCGGAAAGAAGGCAUUGAGUGGAAAGGCCUGGGAAUUUUCGGCAACAACCUGUCGAUCAACUUCAAGGCGAAUCUUACACCCUACCUGGGCUCGCGUGCUGUGCAUGGCGUUACAUACGUGAACAACAAAGACGUGUCUGCUGGCUUUAGACUUGAGAAUGGGGGCAAGGGAUGA